Canariomyces notabilis is the source of this 1230-nucleotide messenger RNA. RefSeq lists its product as uncharacterized. NCBI's taxonomy places the organism in Eukaryota, Fungi, Ascomycota, Sordariomycetes, Sordariales, Chaetomiaceae. Gene Ontology annotation, molecular function: protein binding. The transcript has 2 exons. The coding region runs from base 139 to 1230 and encodes 363 amino acids. The record is from RefSeq and is a predicted model, not a curated record.
CAGCAGCUCAAGGUACCCGGGAUCGACGAGGAGAAGGCAGAUUCCAAGGCACUUGUCAAGACAGCCUUGAGUUGUGAAAGCACGGGCAGCUGGCUUUUGGUCAUCGACAACGCUGAUGACAUAAAGCUCUUUGGCGACAUGGACCUCGGCGACUAUCUUCCAUUCAGCCGGAAAGGGUCUAUUCUGUUCACAACGCGAAAUCACGAAGUUGCGGUAGAGCUAGUCGAGUCUGAGCGUCGCAUCAUUCCAGUUGAAGAAAUGAGCAGAGACGAAGCCCUUGAGCUGUUGCAGAAAGGGUUGAAGGGGGAUCAGAUAGGCGAUGUGGCAAGCACUGACGCGCUGCUGGAAUUUCUUUGCAAUCUCCCCCUAGCAAUACGGCAGGCCUCUGCUUAUAUGGGCAAGAAGCAGAUUUCGACUACACAAUACCUUGAGCUAUGCAACUCCAGUGACGAGGAUAUGAUCGAGCUGUUAAGCCGGGACUUUGAGGACCGACAUCGAUAUAAGGACAUCCAAAACCCUGUCGCCACAACUUGGCUGAUUUCGUUCCAGCACAUCUCGGAGCACGACCCGCUGGCAGCCAAUUACCUCAGGUUUAUGUGCUUCCUAGCUGGGAAGGAUAUUCCGCAAGCUCUGCUGCCGCCGUCCGGGAGGCUAAAGACUAUUGACGCACUUGGGACUCUAAAGGCAUAUGCAUUCAUCUCACAGCACAAGGAGUCAGAUACUUACAACAUCCAUCGGCUAGUUCAAAUAUCGAUGCUCUCUUGGUUAGCUCAAAGUGGAGAGCAGGGGGAAUGGGCCGCCAAAGUGUUACAACGGCUUGCAUACGUGUUUCCUUUUCCAAACCACGAAAACAGAGAAGAAUGGAUACGGUAUCUUCCGCAUACACAGCGCGCUCUUGAGUUGCGGAAGGGUACAGAAGACGGGGACGCACUGACUAGUCUUCUAUCUAGGGUAGGUGAGAGUUUUCACCAGUUAGGAAAAUAUGAAGGUGCGGAACGGAUGCAUCGGCAGGCAUUGAAGUUGAGGGAAAAUGUGUUGGGCAAGGAGCAUCCAGACACACUUACCAGCAUGAACAACCUUGCGAGUGUACUUGACAGCCAGGGGAAGUACAAGGAGGCCGAGCGGAUACACCGGCAGACGCUAGAUCUGAGGGUUCUAGGAGAUGAGCAUCCCAACACGCUGACCAGCAUAGGCAACCUGGCGUCGAUGUACCGGAACCAAGGCCGGUAG